AUGUUUUUCUUUCUGUAUCACAAUUUUGUCAACUCUCACCAAUCCGUUAUAACGACAAUGGAUGAUUUAUCUAAACAAAUUGCUGGAAUCACACUCGAACAAGAAUCCAAUGACGAUCAAUCCGAAGCCAAUGAUUUCUAUGAAACAAGACGAGUAUCGAGAAACGUCAAUUUUGCACGCUUAGAAAAAGGUCUCCUUCUAUUUAUCUAUAUUCAUGAAACAACGAAGUAUACACUUCACUUGGAAACAACAUUGUGGGAUCGUCGUGCAUGUUUCAAUGUGAUAAACAGCGGAAAUUGCUCGAAACCCCGUGAUCAAUGCCGUCGAGAGCAUGAAAUUCUCUAUCGCCAACCAAAUUUGUGUAUGUUCUGGUAUACGCAAUCAUGCAAACACAACAACUGUCGAUAUUCUCAUCGUUUCGAAAACUUAUCUCAAUAUCAUCAUUAUAUUUUCACGAAUACGGACAAUAUGAUAUUUAAAUUGAUUCGAUUUGUUCGAAAUUUUGCCGGACAUUACAUCGAUUCUGCAAUCGAAGAUGCCACUGAUGUUCAAGAACUUCAAAGAGAAGUUGUGGUGUUAAUGACACAUCUUGUACAUAGUCUGAGUCGAAAACGAGACAAUUCGAUUGAGCAUUUGAAUCUGUUUCUUGAAGCAACUACAAUCAAACAAAUGAUUUCCAUAGGGGAUCUGUUACAAAAACUCGAAAAACCGUACAGAGUACCGGAGAUCUUUUUCCAAUCGAGUAUAAAUUUUACAACACAUUGGUACAAAUGUGGAAGUAGCAAACGUUCGAUUGAUUUCAAACAAAUAUCUCCUGAGUGUCAAACAUAUUUCAAUAACAUCUUUGUUGGAUUUUACCACGGUCGACUUCGGUCACGCGGUGCGUCAGCAGCGUGGGAUUGA
Messenger RNA from Adineta ricciae, 903 nucleotides. The record is from the annotation of a GenBank genome assembly. NCBI's taxonomy places the organism in Eukaryota, Metazoa, Rotifera, Eurotatoria, Adinetida, Adinetidae.